Molecule: messenger RNA, 1134 nt
Organism: Cryphonectria parasitica EP155
Lineage: Eukaryota; Fungi; Ascomycota; Sordariomycetes; Diaporthales; Cryphonectriaceae
Exons: 4
Coding region: 1-1134 (377 amino acids)
Molecular function (GO): asparaginase activity
Source: RefSeq, a predicted model, not a curated record
AUGCUUAAUACUAUAAUUGCUAGAAUUGCAUACACCUCGCCCGUGCUGCAUCCUCGGGUGACGAGUAGCAGCACAAAUGAGACCUUCGUCUUCACCAAUCAAAAUGGCCUCAACUUCACUCAGAUGAAUAUGAGCCUCCCCAAUGUGACCAUCUUUGCCACGGGUGGAACAAUUGCGGGUUCUAGUGGUGAUACCACAGCCACAACUGGCUACUCGGAGGGUAGUGUGACCGUGUUGAACUUAAUCGACGCUGUUCCUGCAGUACUCGAUGUCGCCAAUGUGGCGGGCGUGCAGGUCGCGAAUGUCGGCAGCGAGGAUAUAACUUCGACCAUCCUUCUCAGUCUUUCGAAAAUGAUCCACAAAUACGUUUGCGAAGACCCGACCAUGAGUGGCGCUGUUAUCACCCAUGGCACUGACACAAUGGAGGAGAGUGCAUUCUUCGUGGACGCCACUGUGAACUGCGGCAAGCCGGUCAUCAUGGUCGGUGCUAUGCGACCCGCUACCGCUGUCUCCGCUGAUGGCCCUUUCAACCUGUUGGAAUCUGUCACAGUGGCAGCUGACCCAAGUGCUAAGGACAGAGGCACCAUGCUAGUAAUGAAUGACAGAAUAGCAUCGGCCUACUAUAUGACCAAAAUGAACGCCAACACUCUCGAUACCUUCAAAUCCGUCGAGAUGGGUUAUCUGGGCGAACUGAUCUCGGAUAAACCUUACUUCUACUAUCCGCCAAUGAAGCCGACAGGCAAGGCGGCAUACGAUAUCAGCAAUGUUACUUCGAUUCCAAGAGUCGACAUCCUCUUUUUCUACGAGGACAUGCACAAUGAUACUCUCUACAACGCUAUUGAGGCCGGCGCUAAAGGCAUUGUAAUUGCUGGAGCGGGAGCCGGUGGUGUGAGCACCAGCUUCAAUUAUGCCAUCGAGGAUGUUUUAAACAGAUUCGAGAUUCCAGUGGUCCAAAGCUUCCGGACCGCCAGUGGAGAGGUCCCUCUGAGUGACAUUAGCAGCACGACAGCAAGCCACAUUGCUAGUGGAUACCUGAACCCGCAAAAGUCAAGAAUUUUGCUAGGUCUGCUUCUUGCACAUGGAAAAAACUUGACCGAGAUUGCGGAUGCAUUCUCCGGAUCAGUAGAUGACUAG